GGGGGAUCCCCCGCUAGACUCGUGCCGAGCCACUGGAAAGCCUCCUGUCCAAUACCCUACAGGCAGCUGGGCUGCCCCCACUGUCCCGAGGGCCGCCUCCGCUUCCAAACUUCUGCCUUCCCCCGGGUUGCUAGGAGCAACAGCUUCAUCUUGGGGGAGCAGAGUGCGCGGCGACCCUCCUCGAUUAUGGGCCUUGCCCUUCUUCCCUGGGGUGAGGGGAGGCAGUAUGUGCCCUGGGCACACCAUCCACUCCCCGGAUGUUUUCUGUGCAAUCGAGGCUCUUUCCUUCCACUGACACCUCGAGUUCUCUUUUUUGGUCUCUAGCAAAAUCCACUUCCUGUUGUGACCCAACACCCCUAAAGGGACAGUGGGUGCAUGCCUGAGUCCCUGGGGAGCAGGAGCAAAAGAGGAAAAGAUUGGGGCUGUAUGUCUCUAUCCAGAGGGCAUCAGGAAUGGGACCCUGGUCCUAAGCUGUCACUUAUUCUACAAAACACUAUCAUAUCAGCCCACCACUCUCCACCCAUAGAGUAGGAGAACCCAGGCUUCUGAGCACCAAGUUGACUAGUAUUGGAGAGAGAUGAUCAGAAGGAGGAUUGGUGUCCUAGAUUAGAGAUUAAACACCCCCAGAGAAAGGGGAAGUCGCUAACUUGAGGGAGGCCCCCAAUUUCCGUUAUGUGGUUCAGGGAGGAGGACUGAUGGACCAAAGGGGGACUGCUGACUUGGCACAAUUCCUGCCACCCCCAUCAAAUUCUGGGCCACAGAAAAUGAAGAGAAUAGCAGGAAGUGCGAGGGGGCAUCUGCUUCUGCUGCCCCGCUUCAUUGGGCACCUCCAUGGUCACCCCAACACUCUGCCUCCUUGGCCAGCCUCAGUAUACACAUGCUGCUCCCCCCUAGCCUGGCAGGGUGUUGGCUGGGUUAGGAUCCAAAGGGCAGGUGCCCUGCAGCUGCUCCAGGGCAGUUAUUCCAAAGCCACACUCCAGUUGGCCAACUCAUUGUGGCUGUUGCAGCCCUCUGCCAGGGCUCCUAAUUGGAAGAAACACUGGGACAAAGAGGGAAAUCGGAAGCAAAGGGGAAGGAGAGCUGGAUGAUGCCAUAGUAAGCAUCCCCCAAGUUGGGACAAGAGAUGGGGUGCUUUUUCUUGCUGCCACCAUAUCAAUGCUUACUCUCCUUUAUUGAAUGGGAAUACUUGGGGACCUCCAUACCCUCUGCCUUAUGGCAUUUGGAUAGCUUGGCCUUCUGGGAAGAAGGGGCAAUUGAAGUUGUUAUAGCAGAAACAAGUGGUGGGGUUGGAGAAGGGAUGGACCAGUUGGCAGGAUUUCAGUUUCUACUAUCUGGGGACCCUUCCCAGGGAUCACUGCCAAGCCAGUGAAUUGGGAGUGGACUGUAAGGUGGUACAGCAAAGAACAAGCCCACGAGUGGCCAGAGCAUUGGAGCAGCCAGACACUUCCCCACCCUCCUAAUGGGUGGAGUGCUCCCUUAAACUGUUUCGGCAACUGGAAAGCAAAUCUCCUUCGAUUCAACAAACUUGAUGUCAAUUACAGAGGCAGGGUAGUACAGUCGGCCCUCUGUAUCUGUAGGGUCCACAUCCGCAGAUUCAACCAACCACGGAUCUAAAGGCCUACGAUGGUUGUGUCUGUACUGAACAUGUAAAGACUUUUUUUCUUAUCAUUAUUCCCUAAACAAUACCAAUGCUAGUUACAUUGUAUUCAGUAUUAUAGAUAAUCUAGAGAUGAUUUAAAGUAUCUGAGAGGAUGUGCAUAGGUCAUAUGCAAAUACUACACCAUUUUAUAUAAGAGACUUGAGCAUCUGCGGUUUUGGGUAUCCGCAGGGGUCCUGGAACCAAUUCCCUGCAGAUACCAAGGGACAACUGUAUAAUGGUUUAGUGACUAAUGCAUGGACUUGGAGCCGGGUUGGCUCUGUUUUUAUCUGAAUUCCACCAUUUACACUGUGACUUUAGGCAAGAUACUUGACCUUUCCAGUACCUUAGUUUCCUCAACUGUAAAAUAGGAAUAUUAGGACUUCCAGCAUUGGGUUAUUAAGAGUAUUAAAUUACGUGAAACACUUGAAACAGUGCUGAGCACACAGUAUUCACCCAAUAAAUGCUAGCCAGCUCGUCAUCUUUGUCGUAUGGCUGGCAUGGUGCUGGGGAUGCCUAAAUGAAUAAGGCCUCUGAUGUUCACACUCUGUCUGGUGAGACAGAUGAUACACAGCUAACUGCCCUUGUGUGCUAUCACACCACAAGUAAAGCAUAAACAAGGUGUGACAGGAGCCCAAAAAAAGGGGUGACCAGUGGAUCUGCUUUAUAAAGGAAGUGGUAUCUGAGCUGGGCGUUGAAAGACAAAUAGGCUUUUAAGCUGCUGAGAUCAGAGAUGAGGACAGUUGGAGGUUAAUGGAGUAGGGUCACACUUAGGUAGCGCCUACAGUAGAGCACUUUAGAGGCAAAGGCCAGGGCCAUUGCUCUUCCAAGUACUCCAGCUGUCAUUGGAGCUGGAGACCAGAGAAGAUGGAAGGAGGGUUGAUUAGGUCUUACACAGACACUGCUGCGACCUGCCCAUUCGGGUCUCCCUGGGGGAGGUUCUCUGGGAGGAACCUGGGUGGUUCCUGUGGCACCCAGUGGCACAGGAGGUGGGGAACUAGUAAGGGUGGACCAAGGAGGGGUUGCCAUGUUGGAAAUAUUAAGGACCUGUGGUUGCCUUUCCUUCCCAGAAGCAGUGGGAGGUGGUAGGGCUGGGCAAAGCCCCAGAGCCUCCAGACAGGACUCCUGGGUGAGCUCUGCUCAGGCUGGGGAGGGACAAGGUCCUGGCGCGGGGGUCCUUGCUGAGUCUGAGGGAGGCAGUGGGGUUUCCCUUUCUGUUUUGUUAGGGUCUUCAAGAAGUCAAGCCCUAACUGCAAGCUCACCGUAUACUUGGGCAAGCGGGACUUUGUAGAUCACCUGGACAAAGUGGAUCCUGUAGAUGGUGUGGUGCUUGUGGACCCCGACUACUUGAAGGAUCGCAAAGAUACCCCAGAAUCUGCCCUGCUCCGUCACACUGCAGCCGGGCCCAGAGGACACAGGGAAGGCUUGUGGGGUAGACUUUGAGAUUCGAGCCUUCUGUGCCAAAUCAAUAGAAGAGAAAAGCCACAAAAGGAACUCUGUGCGUCUGGUGAUCCGAAAGGUGCAGUUUGCCCCAGAGAAACCUGGCCCCCAGCCUUCAGCUGAAACCACACGCCACUUCCUCAUGUCUGACCGGUCCCUGCACCUUGAGGCUUCCCUGGACAAGGAGCUGUACUACCACGGGGAGCCCCUCAAUGUCAAUGUCCAUGUCACCAACAACUCCACCAAGACUGUCAAGAAGAUCAAAGUUUCUGUGAGACAGUAUGCUGACAUCUGCCUCUUCAGCACUGCCCAGUACAAGUGUCCUGUGGCUCAGAUCGAACAAGAUGACCAGGUAUCUCCCAGCUCCACGUUCUGUAAGGUGUACACCAUAACUCCGCUGCUCAGCAACAAUCGGGAGAAGCGUGGUCUUGCCCUGGAUGGGAAGCUCAAGCACGAGGACACUAACCUGGCCUCCAGCACCAUUGUGAAGGAGGGUGCCAACAAGGAGGUGCUGGGAAUCCUGGUGUCCUACAGGGUCAAGGUGAAGCUGGUGGUGUCUCGCGGCGGGGAUGUCUCUGUGGAGCUACCUUUUGUUCUUAUGCACCCCAAGCCCCAUGACCACAUCACCCUUCCCAGACCCCAGUCAGCUGCUCCUGAAACAGAUGCCCCUGUGGACACCAACCUCAUUGAAUUUGAUACCAACUAUGCCACAGAUGACGACAUUGUGUUUGAGGACUUUGCCCGGCUUCGGCUGAAGGGGAUGAAGGAUGAGGACUACGACGACCAGUUCUGCUAGGAAGGGGGGCUGGAAGAAGGGAGUGGAUGGUGCUGGGAGAGGUAGGGGCAGGACCAAGAUCCCCACUGUUGUUGGAGGGGUCCCAGCCUCUCUUCCCUUCCCCUCCAUCCAGCAGCUUCCUCAACCAUCCCCUUCCCUUCCUUCCUCCCCCAUCCCCCCUAGAUACGCACUGGACUCAUCUCUUGUUGAACAUGGGCAUUAAUUUUUUGACUACAGCUCUGCUUCCCCAACCCCCCAAUGGGUGGCAAGCUGUGUUCACACCUAAGUAUUCUGGAGAGGGACACUGAAAAGGGGAGUGAUAGUAGAGAAAGAGGGGAGAAAGAACUCCCACAUUCAACCUCACACCAACAUCCCCUCCUGUCACUAUCUCUGCUCCCAGUCCUUCAAGAUGAGACCCUUUGGGGGGCAAGGCCACUUCUUUGUUUCUGAACAUAAAGAAGAAAAUAAACCUUUUAAUAGGCCUGA
This is a messenger RNA of Equus caballus (horse), 4337 nucleotides long. The record is from RefSeq and is a predicted model, not a curated record. NCBI's taxonomy places the organism in Eukaryota, Metazoa, Chordata, Mammalia, Perissodactyla, Equidae.